Nezara viridula (southern green stink bug) is the source of this 221-nucleotide messenger RNA. NCBI's taxonomy places the organism in Eukaryota, Metazoa, Arthropoda, Insecta, Hemiptera, Pentatomidae. The record is from the annotation of a GenBank genome assembly.
AUGUCCAGGAUAUUUAUUGGUGUAUUAGACAUGGAUAUCUCAAGGCCUGACCACAGGAAAUAUCUGGACCCACAAUGGAUCCCACAGGUAUCCCAAGGGAGCUGGGUAAUUGUGGCCGGCGGGCGGCACGCCAUCAAAGGAUCUCCCUUAUAUCCCAACUCGCCUCUCCAAAUGGGGAGAAAAAGACCAAAACAAAUACUGGAAGCCUAAAUACAGAAAAC